This is a messenger RNA of Labrus bergylta (ballan wrasse), 1237 nucleotides long. The record is from RefSeq and is a predicted model, not a curated record. Lineage: Eukaryota; Metazoa; Chordata; Actinopteri; Labriformes; Labridae.
CAUGUACGUCAGAACUUGCCCAUUGCGCAUGCCCAGUCUCUAACAGCCUACGGUACGGCACACCGGAGUCACAACAACCGACAGCCGUCCACCGUGAGCGGCCGUCAGCUCCGCGACUGUCCGCCCAUCAGGAGGCCGGAGCCGGGCAAGUUAGUGAGAGAGGCUGGGGGACCACGGAGCCGGAGCAGCGGACACACAGAGCGGAGCAGCGGGGCUGGAGAGCACGGAGCAGCCCGCUGAUUCACACCGGGUAACUGUCACCGUGUGUCCGCACACUCUGAUGCAGCUCCUGGUUCUUCUUCUCAUUAAACCGAGACUCAGCUGAUGGAUCGUUCCGCACGCUGAUAACUACAGCUAACAUUAGCCAGCGAGCUAACAGGCUAACACCGUAACACGGUCCCGGUAAUGUUAGAAUGGAAGGGAUAACGGUCACCAUGCUAGCGUCCCGGUAAACAGAACGACAGCCAUCGGUUAGCUGUUAGCCGUGUGCUAACAGCUAGCUACAAGCCAGGAGCUAACAGUUAGCUGCGGAACAUCUGGCCGAGCGGCCGAGGAUGGUCGCAGUGACAGCGGCUGUUCUGGAGGAGCGGCCCUACCCCGCCGGAGGUUCUUACAUUGUCACCCCCCCUGUUGGACUCAGGACCCGGCUGUGAGGCUUCAUGUAAACCGCUGAACGCUCACACGGUCCCUCCGUGCCGCCGCCGCAGACAUGCAGGCGGCGCCGCAGCAGUACGACUUCUUCUGCGACGAGAACGCGCACAAGUGGAGAGGCCUGCUCGUGCCCGCGCUGGAAAAGGUACUGAACCAGGUGCAUCCUAACCUGGUGUCCCAGCAGGAGGCGCUGCAGUACAUCGAGGAGCUGAUCCUGGUCCUGCUCAACAUGCUGUGUCAGGCUCAACCCCGCACCGUGCAGGACGUGGAGGAGCGGGUGCAGAAGAGCUUUCCUCACCCGAUAGAUAAGUGGGCGAUCGCUGAUGCUCAGGCUGCCAUCGAGAAGAGGAAGAGGAGGAAUCCUCUGGCUCUACCUGUGGACAAGAUCCACCCACUGCUGAAGGAGGUGCUUGGUUAUAAGAUAGACCACCAGGUGUCGGUCUACAUGGUCGCUGUGCUAGAGUACAUCUCUGCCGACAUCCUGAAGCUCGCCGGAAACUACGUCAGGAACAUCCGCCACUACGAGAUCUCCCAGCAGGACAUCACCGUGGCAAUGUGUGCUGACAAGAAGAGAAUUAUUCUGUGA